Molecule: messenger RNA, 1840 nt
Organism: Rana temporaria (common frog)
Lineage: Eukaryota; Metazoa; Chordata; Amphibia; Anura; Ranidae
Gene: SUMO2
Product: small ubiquitin like modifier 2
Exons: 4
Coding region: 97-384 (95 amino acids)
Biological process (GO): protein sumoylation
Cellular component (GO): nucleus
Molecular function (GO): ubiquitin-like protein ligase binding; protein tag activity
Source: RefSeq, a predicted model, not a curated record
GUUGCGUGCGCGUCCACGCCACACGAACCGCGCGGGUUCAGGCUUCAGGCUCUUUGUGAAGAGGAGGGGACACCGACGACACCGAGGAUUUUUAACAUGGCAGACGACAAACCAAAGGAAGGUGUUAAGACUGAGAACAAUGAUCACAUCAACCUGAAGGUGGCUGGUCAAGAUGGAUCAGUGGUACAAUUUAAAAUCAAGAGACAUACACCGCUUAAUAAACUAAUGAAGGCUUAUUGUGAACGUCAGGGUUUGUCAAUGAGGCAAAUUAGAUUCCGGUUUGAUGGGCAGCCAAUUAAUGAGAUGGACACACCAGCACAGUUGGAGAUGGAGGAUGAAGAUACAAUUGAUGUGUUCCAGCAGCAGACAGGAGGAAACUUCUAGAACAAGCUAUAAAUACCCAGCUGCUUCCCACUGCCUCCACUUGAACAUGUUCAUCUCCAUCCCUCUUCCCGUACUGUACAUACAUUAAGGGUGGAUGUGUAUUAUUUUAGGGAAUGUUUUCCUACUCCCCAACCCCCCCCCAUGUUUUGUUUCCCCCACUUAAAAGAAAUCAUGCAAGAAUCUGAACAGUUGGGCCCCUUUCACACAUGCGGAUCCUUGGAGGAUCAGUUUUUGGACAUCCGCUUGCUCAGUGGGGAUCGCUCCGCUGACUAGUCUGUCUCGGCACACUGUGCAGAGAGGACCAGUCAGAUCUCCGCUCUCUCUAUGGGGGAUCGGAUUAAAAACAUCUUCAUCUGAUGGACGGGUGCAAAAUAGGGUUUGCAUCGGUCACACUUUAGCAGAGAGGGUCGGGGCUGAUCAGAUGUCAGUAGACAUGUCACCGCUGACAUCCGACGCUCCAUAGAGGUACAUGGAGCGCCCAUUCAGAUCCGUCUGAAAAAACUGACAGGCGUAUCUGAAUGGUCCACACGUGUGAAAGGGACCUUAGGCCUAUGUUAUUAUGCUGACUUGGUAGAUACUAAGAAGAUGGCUUGUAUAUUCAGCUACAGGUAGUGGCUGUCAAGGUUCAGGCAACCUCUGAUUCAAAGGGGUCAGUUAAUCCUCCAAGUUAGCAAAGCAAUAGUAAAGCCUGCUCAUCUGUGAUAAGUUUAAACAUUCAUGUUCUUACAUGGACUUGUGUGACUAGUUUUGUCCAUUUAAGUAGGGAUUAUUGUAUGGAUUUUGUGAACUAGUCACCUGUCUGCCCCCCCCAGUCUGUCAGGUCUGAUUUGCAGGAUCAGUUGGUUUGUGACUUUAUAUUUUUUUUUUUCAAAGAGUCAUUCUGUAGAAAUAUGGUGAACCUAAUCUUUUGGGAUAAGGAGGUACAGGAGUAUAAAAAAAUGCACUCUUCCUCUGAUCCUAACUUGAUGGUGUUCUCUCUAAUUUUUUUUUUUUUUUUUUUUUUUUUUAAUAAAGAUUUGCCCCCUUUUGGACCAAGUUAACUUGAGAUGGUGCACUGCGCAACUUUUUUUUGUUUUCCUUUUUAUUAUACUUUCAGCUCAUUCCAGUAAAUUAUUUUGCUUUAUACUUUUACAAAGCCAUCCAGGGGUAUUGAAUAAUGCGAGAUAGAUACUGGGGUGGGUAACGUCUCCAUUACGAUUUUUUUCACAGGCACUCUUAUUCCAGGUUUAUCAUAUUUAAGGGAGCAAGCCCCACCUCUCAGUUGAACUUAUUUUUUAUUGUGAAGCCAAAAUGAUUUUAUAACUUUUUGUAUGUAGCUGUUACAUGUAGCUGGGUGAAGAAUUAGAAAAGAUGUAAAAAGAUUUAAAAAGUUUAGGUAGAUUUUUCUCUUCUGACAUCUUGUUGUUCAAAUCUUGUUUAAAAUAAAUUACUUUACUACUUUGUUGGUGAACAGAAA